Molecule: messenger RNA, 4515 nt
Organism: Amyelois transitella
Lineage: Eukaryota; Metazoa; Arthropoda; Insecta; Lepidoptera; Pyralidae
Exons: 2
Coding region: 1-4515 (1504 amino acids)
Biological process (GO): proteolysis; DNA integration
Molecular function (GO): nucleic acid binding; aspartic-type endopeptidase activity
Source: RefSeq, a predicted model, not a curated record
AUGAUCACUCGUAGUACGAGUAAAAAACAUUUGCCCAUCAACCCUUCCUCACCUCAUACAUUGCCCCCCACAAUAGACGUAGUACCCAUUAGUUCUCAAAGCCAAUGCAACAGCAAAGUUGACCCGGUCGGAAGCAUGCGAUCAGCACAAACUGCAUCAGGCCAAUCAUCUUCGUCGGCUGUAGCACGGAAAGCGACUGCGGUAGCGGAUUUCAAACGUCGCCGCUACGAAAGGGAGAGGGAACUCGCCAAACAAUUAGAAGAAGUGGAGGAGGCACAACUAGAAGCAGAUUUGAAGCAAAUAGAAGCGGAAGAGUCUCGAAGAGGAAGUGUUUUAAGCAACAAAAGUAACAGUCGAACACGCGAUUGGGUAACUUCUCAAUUUAAUAAUUUAAACUUAGGUUUCGAGGAUCUUUGCCCGGAAAUAGCCCCGGAAGCACUUCAAGGUACCUCACAAAAUAAUAAUCCUACUGAUAUUUUACUAAAGGCGGUUGCCAAUACGGCCGCUGCUGCAAAAGCAAUUGCAACCAGUCAAGAAAAGCAGUGUAAAACAAAUUUAAUACCAUUUUAUGGUAAUUGUCUUGACUGGACUCAGUUUAAACGUAUUUAUAAUUUAACAAAGCCUUAUUUUACAAAUGCAGAGAACAUUAACCGACUGCAGCACGCCAUCAGAGGCCCGGCACGUGAAGCUGUGGCAUCGAUCUUAGUUUGCGGUGAAGACCCUGAAUUAAUCGUCGCAGCUCUCGAAGAGAACUUUGCACGGCCGGAGGUGGUGGUUCUCAAGGAAACAGCGGCAUUAAAAAAUCUGCCGCGUCUGGGUAACGAUUUAAAGGAAUUAGGAAAUCUCGCCAAUCGAGUACGUAAUGCAGUUUCCAAUAUUAAAUUAUUAAACCAAGUAGAAUAUCUGUAUGCUCCUGAACUAUUCCAUGCUAUUUUGGGAAAACUAAACCCUGUCAUGAAACUUAGGUGGUCAGAUUUCGCUGCCCAAGAACAAACAAAUAAACCGAAACUAGAGGUUUUAUCUAAAUUUUUAGUUAAAGAAUAUCAACAGUUUACCAAGUUUAGUUUGUCUCCUGAAUUAGUUCUAGCUCAACCGACAUUUUUCCAAAAAGAUCCUAAACGAGAAAACAUUCAUGUUGCAUCCGAUAUGACGGUAACGGGCCCUGCCGGCAGCCGUGACGUCUAUGCUCUUCUUGAUGACGGAAGUACUGCGACGAUAAUUGAAGCUGACAUAGCCACGGCUAUAGGUGCCACAGGACCCACACAAAACAUCACCGUGAAUGGUAUAGGUGGACUCAGCACAAACAAAACCAUUUCAUUUGUUGAUUUUAAAAUUAAAGGCAGGUACACACAUGACACAUUUCUAAUAAAAAAUGCAAGAGCUAUGUCAGGUUUAUCUCUGAGUCCACAGACACUUCAUAGAGACAAUAUUGCAUCUUAUGAACAUUUACUUGACUUACUCGACAUUUUGCCAUAUGAAGGUGCUAUUGCAACGCCCUCCAUUCUUAUAGGUGCUGAACACUGGUAUUUGUCAAUUACGCAAGAGAUUCGUAAGGGCAAACAUAAUGAACCAGUUGCUUGUUUGACAGCUUUGGGAUGGACGUUGUACGGCGUAGCGUCUAGUGAAACAAAAUUAGUCGAAUUUGUUAACAAUUUAUCUUGGUCAACAAAGUCCAGCAAAAACGAAGAAUUAGAUUUGUUUAUCAAAAAUCAGUAUAAAUUAGAUUCUAUCGGUAUUUCAAAACAAGACACUAUACAUAGUAAGCAAGAUAUACGUGCAAUACAUAUUUUGGAAAAGACUGCGAAACGCUUGCCUUCCGGACGGUUUGAGGUAGGUUUAUCUUGGCGUGAUGAUAUUUUUAAUGUACCUGAUAGUUACCCACAAGCGUUGUCACGUUUCCUAUCUUUAGAGAAGCGAAUGCAGCGUAGUACAACCUUUUCAAUGGCGUAUGAAACAUUCAUCAACAAUAUGUUAACAAAAGAGUAUGCUGAAGAGUGUGAUCCUGAUUCUUAUCAUAAACAAUAUAAGAGUCAAGACGUACGAGUAGAUCCAUCCAUUAAGUUUUACUUACCACACUUCGGUAUUUACCACCCACAAAAACAUAAAUUACGCGUUGUGCUCGAUGCAGCCGCUAAGAGUGAAGGAAUCAACUUAAACAGUUUACUUAUUCCUGGGCCUGACUUGUUAAAAUCUUUAUUAAAUAUUUUAUUCCGUUUCCGUGAAGGACGAGUAGCACUAAUUGCUGACAUAAAAGAGAUGUAUUCUCAAAUUCGCGUAAGAAAACAAGACAGAGAUGCGCUACGUUUUUUGUGGAAAUCAUCUUCAUCUAAUUCUAGUUUACCAUUAACAAUCAAAGAGUAUCGAAGGUCAACCGUAAUAUUUGGUGCUUCUUGUUCACCUUUUAUCGCACAAUUUAUUAAGAACAAGAAUGCUAAAUCUUUCGCGGAGCAGUAUCCCAAAGCUGUAGAUGCCAUUUUAUACGAUCAUUACAUGGACGAUUAUGUCGGUUCAUUAGAUUCUAUAACUGAAGCAGCCCAACUUGCUCAUGAUAUCGUACAAAUUCACAGCGCGGCUUGUAUGGAGAUGCGAGGAUGGACAUCCAAUGAUCGCGCAGCCUUAAAUAUGGUAAAUACAAAUUUACAAGCUGCUCAGAUGUUGGAUGUUAAUUCGAGUGUUUCUUGUGAUGUCAAAGUAUUAGGUGUAGAGUGGAAUCCUAGCGUAGACCAAUUAGGUUUUAGAGAUCCAGGUUUCAGCUUCCCAAUUACUUUGACAAAACGCGAAGUUCUGUCUAUGCUGAUGAAAGUAUAUGACCCCUUAGGGUUGCUUGGUCCUAUUGUAGUAAAAGGACGCAUAUUAUUUCAACAAACUUGGAGAUCUGGUAUUGAUUGGGAUACUCAUCUUCCUACCUCCGAGGUCAAUAAAUGGACCGCCUGGUAUCGGGAGCUUACCAACGCAGUAACUAUUAAGAUACCACGUUGGUACGCCUCCGCUGAAGGUUCUGAGCCACUUCAGAGAGAUCUUCACAUCUUUGUUGAUGCCAGUGAACAAGCCUACGCUUGUGUAGCAUAUUGGCGAUUUAAAUACAAAAACGAAACUAUUAAAGUAGCUUUGAUAUGUAGUAAGGCCCGCGUUUCACCAUUAAAGCCGACAUCUAUUCCAAGACUCGAAUUGCAAGCUGCUUUAAUAGGUUCCCGUCUCGCUUUAGCUAUCCAGGAAGGUCAUCGCAAAAAACCUGACAACAUUUAUUACUGGACAGAUUCGAUGAUCGUUCUUGGAUGGCUGCGAAGUGACGCACGCUCAUUCAAACCGUUCGUAGCCCACCGCGUCGCGGAAAUUUGUGAGAACUCUAACAUAGAAAACUGGCAGUGGGUACCGAGCGAGUUUAACGUAGCGGAUGAUAUAACACGUUCGGAACAUAUUAAUUUUGACUCUAGUCAUAGAUGGUUUACUGGACCAUCAUUUUUACUUGAUUCACCAGAGAAUUGGCCUUCAAAGCCAACCAAAUUUCCUCAAAAUUCUAGUGAACUUAAAUCACAACCUGCUGAAUCAAUUGCAGUUGUCGCUUUAAUAUCAUUACCACAACCAGUUACAGCAGAUAUCAAUCGUUUUAGCAACUGGUUACGUUUAUUACGUGCUACAGCACGAGCUCACCAAGCUGCAGAGUGUUUUAGAAAUUUUUUGGCUUGCCGGCAAAAUUCCAAAAAUACAAAAGUUCUGCGAUUUUCUUCAGCCACAACUACCGCUUUGCCACCUUUAACUGCAGAUCAUAUAAAAGCCGCAGAAAGGCACAUUUUGCAACGCGCUCAAAUGGAUUGUUUUGCUGAAGAACUAUAUGCUAUUUCCAAUUCGCUGCCGCUGACACGUCGCAGUCGCUUGAAGAAAAUGUCGCCUGUGUUGAAAGGACGAUUACUUCACAUGUCCGGUAGAAUCAAAGCCGCUGAAGGCAUUGACCCUGAAACUCGUUCUCCAGUUUUACUCGAUGGUCAUCACCCUGCAGUACGCUUAUUGAUCCAGUCUUAUCAUGAAAAAGCCGGUCACGCAAAUAAUGCUCUGGUUAUUAACGAAAUUCGUCAGAGAUUUUGGAUUGUUGGACUUCGGAACACGAUCAGAUCUAUUGUGAACAAAUGUAUUCUCUGCAAGAUCAGAAAAGCUCAACCAAUGAACCGAAUAAUGGGAGACCUUCCACCUCAAAGGCUCGCACAUCAUCAGCGACCUUUUACUUACACUGGUAUUGACUACUUUGGACCCAUCACUGUUACCAUAGGACGUCGUCACGAAAAGCGCUAUGUAGCACUUCUUACUUGUCUUACAUGUAGAGCGAUUCACCUUGAAAUAGUUCACAGCCUAUCAUCAGACUCAGCAAUAAUGGCUUUAAGGAGGUUUAUAGCACGUCGCGGAGUACCUCAUACUAUUUUUUCGGACAACGGAACUGCCUUUGUUGGAGCUAACCGAAUAUUACAAGAGUUCUAUUCGAAUUCUGUUGAAGAUUUUGCAGCCUCUAAUGGUAUAAAAUGA